AUGUAUUUAACUGAAAAUUUAAUGCAUAAUUACAGGAUUCCUCUAAUCCGUUUUAAGACAAUAAGAAGAGCCCUGAGUGAACGUAACAAACUCGAAGAAUUUCUCCUACAUCACAAUUCAGAUGCCUUUGUCCGCAAAUACAAAAGCUGUUAUCCUUCAGCAGUUUUAAUGAUUCAUGCUGGCACCACUUCUGAGCAUUUAUCAAAUUAUUUGGAUGCCCAAUAUUAUGGAGAGAUUAGUAUUGGAACUCCACCACAGACAUUUACUGUAGUGUUUGACACUGGCUCAUCUAAUCUCUGGGUGCCUUCAGCCUAUUGCAUCAGUGAGGCAUGCCGACUACAUCAACGCUUUCAAUCAUUUUUCUCAACAUCAUAUUCACCCAAAGGAAACUAUUUUGCCAUACGAUAUGGCACUGGGCAACUUAUGGGAGUGUUGGGUAAAGAUAAACUCACAAUUGGAAACAUUACUGUAAAUGGACAAGAAUUUGGGGAAUCUGUCUAUGAGCCAGGCUCAACAUUUACCCUAGCAAAUUUUGAUGGUAUUUUAGGUCUAGGAUAUCCUUCUUUAGCUGAAGGUGGAGCCAUUCCUGUAUUUGACAGAAUGAUGUACCAGGGACUGUUGGAAGAACCUAUAUUUUCCAUCCUAAUAAACAGAGAAGCUGAUGGUGAAAAUGGUGGCGAAUUGCUCCUGGGAGGCAUCGACCAUUCACGCUACACAGGCCCUAUUAAUUGGGUCGAUGUGUCCCAAAAGGGUUACUGGCAAAUAGAAAUACAAAAUAUAACAUUUCAAGACACCAUUAUCUGUAGGAGUGGGUGCUCUGCAAUAGUUGACACUGGAACCUCCUUGAUAGCUGGUCCUUACACCUCAUUAAGACACAUGUUUCCUGAUGAUUCUCAAACACAGCUUCGCAGGGGAGAGCUUAUAGUAGAGUGCAAAAAAAUACCCAUGCUGCCAAGUCUGACUUUCACUAUUGGAGGGGUAGAAUAUACGUUGGAAGCCAAAGACUAUAUUAAAAAGUUUCAGGAAGAACAGGCAAUGUGUCUAUACGGAUUCCAGGCAAUAAAUAUAUAUUCUUCUAAAGGACCUCUUUGGAUUCUGGGAGAUGUUUUUCUUGCAAAAUUCUACACCAUUUUUGACCGGGGAAAUGACAGAGUGGGAUUUGCUAAAUCCCGUCAUGCAUUGAGCAGUCGUAAAAGCACAGAAGAUUGA
Messenger RNA from Carcharodon carcharias (great white shark), 1209 nucleotides. RefSeq names its product cathepsin E-like. Gene Ontology annotation, biological process: proteolysis. NCBI's taxonomy places the organism in Eukaryota, Metazoa, Chordata, Chondrichthyes, Lamniformes, Lamnidae. Bases 1 to 1209 code for a protein of 402 amino acids. Gene Ontology annotation, molecular function: aspartic-type endopeptidase activity. The transcript has 8 exons. The record is from RefSeq and is a predicted model, not a curated record.